This is a messenger RNA of Lucilia sericata (common green bottle fly), 937 nucleotides long. RefSeq names its product putative mediator of RNA polymerase II transcription subunit 26. The record is from RefSeq and is a predicted model, not a curated record. Lineage: Eukaryota; Metazoa; Arthropoda; Insecta; Diptera; Calliphoridae. The transcript has 3 exons. Bases 1 to 936 code for a protein of 311 amino acids.
AUGUAUGUCGAUGAUGUCUUAGCUGGAUUUCAUACGCAACAGGAAUCCAUUAAAGCGAGAAAUGAACUCAUCCAAGCUUUAGAUCCCGCUGGCUUUUCAUUGAGAAAGUGGACGUCAAAUUCCAAAGAAAUCCUAGUUGAUCUUCCACCAGACCAUCUACUCCAUGAAAAAUUCCUUAAACUAGAGGACAACAGUUCAGCAAAAAUGCUUGAAAUUAUUAUUGCUACUGCUGGAAAAACGGAACCGUGGUGGUGGUCGUGGUCGUGGUGGUGGCGUUGGCGUGGUGGUGGACAAACAGGUGGUCGCGGUGGACGCGCUUUUCCUGGUGGUGGCUAUGAGUUGUCUCAAGAACAAUAUCCUCAUCAGCAACAACGACCCCAAGAGCAACCAUGUCCCCUACAGCAACCAUGUCCCCAACAGCAACAAUUGUCCCAACAACAACAGCAAUUGUCCCAACAACAAUGGCCCCAACAACAACAGCAAUUGUCCCAACAACAACAAUGGUGGCAACAACAACAGUGGUAUCAACAGCAACAAUGGCCCCAACAAUUGACAUUUGAUGGGCCGCCACAGCCACAAUAUCCGCUACAGCAACAACCAUUUGAUGGGCCACCACAGCAGCCGCCGCAAUAUAUGCUACAGCAGCAACCGCGGCAACAACUUAUUGCUUUACAUUGGCCCCAACAAUUGUUGGAGCAACAACCGCCGUCGUUAUUUGAAGGGCCACCACAGCAGCUACAGCAACAAUCGCUGCCGCCGAUUAACGAACCGCCGCAACGACCACUGAAGCAACAAGCAUUGGAGAAACAACAGCCCCAGGGGCAACAAGAUCCGAAGCAACAGCACGAGCCAGAUCCGGAGCCCCAGCAACAAAAAGAGCCGGAUCCGGAGCCCCAGGAAUUACAAGAGCCGGAUCCGGAGCCCCAGGAACUAUAAG